CGUGACCUUCAGGGCUCAAGAUGGCGACUUCCAGGGAGGUGAAAACCCGCGUUUGAGGACAGGAAAACCAAGUACCUGAGAGAGAGACAGUGCUGGACCUGAGUCUCUGACAGGGAGGUGGGAAAAGGAGAGGUGUGUCGUUUUCAGGGCUGCUUCUAGCGAUUUCGCGCCCCACCAUCUUCUCACCUCCCCGCAUCCUGAGUGGACAGUGAGUCUCAAGCCCAUUCUGGACACUGGGUCACUGACACCUGCCCCUUCCUCGGGGGCUAGGGGUUGUCACCAGGCUGUCGGACGCAGCGAGAACUCCACAAGCAGCUUCCGACCAGUCGCUUUUUUUUUUUUUUUUGGCAAACCUCUCCCCUCGGGUUUGGAGAGAAAGGGUUCCUGUCACCUUUUCAUCCAUGAUCCAAAUCCCUACCCCUUUGGAAGGGAAACAUAGCAGCGCUGGCCCAACCUGAGGGUAGUCGAAUGGCUGCAGCCAUGACCAGCAAAGCCAUGCUGGGGGAAGCUGCCAUUGUGUUUAUAGUGGUGCUGAGUAUCCACGCCUCAGUAUGGGACCGCUAUUCCUGGUGCGCUGUGGCCCUAGCAGUUCAGGCCUUCUAUGUCCAGUACAAGUGGGACAGGCUGCUCCAGCAGGGGGCUGCAGUCUUUCAGUUCAGGACCACAGCUAACAGCGGCCUCCUGCCUGCCUCCAUGGUCAUCCCUCUGCUGGGGGUGGUGAUGAAGAAGUGCUGUGAGGGCGCAGGAAAUGUCUACUUUGAGCGCUUUGGUGUUGUGGUGGCAGCCACAGGCAUGGCAUUGGCUCUGUUCCUGUCCGUAUUGGCACUGGGCAUCACCAGGCCAGUGCCCACCAACACUUGUGUCAUCUCUGGUCUGGCUGGAAGUGUCAUCAUCUACAUCAUGAAACACUCAUUGAGUGUAGCAGAGGUGAUUGAGGUCCUCGAGGUCCUGCUGAUCUUUGUCUAUCUCAACAUGAUCCUGCUCUACCUGCUACCCCGAUGCUUCACCCCAGGGGAGGCAUUGCUCAUCCUGGGGGCCAUCAGCUUUGUCCUCAACCAGCUCAUUAAGCGAUCCUUAAAUGUUAUCCAAGGCCGGGGAGACCCAGUAGACUUCUUUCUCCUAGUGGUGGUGGUAGGGAUGGUUAUCAUGGGUGUCUUCUUCAGCGUGCUCUUUGUCUUCAUGGACUCUGGAACCUGGACAUCUUCUCUUUUCUUCCAUCUAAUGACAGGUGUGCUGGGCCUUGGUAUCAUCAUGCCCUGGUUGUACCACUUAAUCCGGGAGAACCCCUUACUCUGGCUUUUCCAGUUCCUAUUCCAGUCAGAAACUCGUAUCUACCUCCUCAUUUACUGGUCCCUGCUGGCUGCUUCAGCCUGCCUAGUUGUGAUGUACCAAAAUGCUAAGAGAUUGUCUUCUGAGUCAAAGAAGCAUCAGGCUUCCACAAUUACCCGGAAGUAUUUCCACUUCAUCAUAGUGGCUACUUAUAUACCAGGACUAAUAUUUGACCGACUCCUACUAUAUGUUGCAGCUGUGGUCUGCCUAGCUGUCUUUAUCUUCCUUGAGUAUAUCCGCUUCUUCCGAAUUAAGCCUUUUGGCCAGACCCUGAGGAACCUGCUCUCCCUCUUUCUUGAUGAAAGGGACAGUGGCCCUCUCAUCCUGACUCAUAUUUACCUGCUGCUGGGCAUGUCUCUCCCCGUCUGGCUAUUCCCAAGACCUUGUGCCCCAAAGGGUAGCCUGGGAGGUAUUGGAGCUCUGGUCCCUUAUGCAGGAGUGCUGGCUGUGGGAGUAGGUGACACCAUUGCUGCCAUUUUUGGCAGUACAGUGGGGGAGAUCCAUUGGCCAGGAACUCUAAAGACUUUUGAGGGGACAAUGACUUCCAUAUUUGCUCAAAUCAUUUCUGUGGCUUUGAUCUUAAUCUUUGACAGUAGGGUGGACCUUAAUUCCAGCUAUGCUUGGAUUUUGGGGUCUAUCAGCAUAGUCUCCCUACUGGAAGCCUACACUACCCAAAUUGACAAUCUUAUUUUACCUCUCUACCUCCAGAUUCUGCUGAUGGCUUAGCCUUCAUGCAGAGAUCAUGAUGGGAGGAAGUGAGUUCAAGGGAAACAUGGCCUACAGUCAGCAAAUAGCCAUUUGGGUAUGAUGGGUCAGGUGGUGAAAAGCUUAUUCAUUUUUGCAGUGAAUUGAGAUUUAAAAUAAAAUCAAAGCUGCUUUUGAAUUUUAGCUCUGUUGAUUUAAAAAUAAGGUAACAUUUCAAAUGAAGGAAUUGGAAGGACAUACCAUUUAGAGUUUCCAAUGGAAGUGUAUUCUUUUUUUUAACAUUUAAUUUUUAUUAUUUUUUUCCUCAAUUACAUGGAAGCACAAUCUUCACAGAGAUGGGGCUCAUUCAGAGGGCUGGAGAUGUAUUUUUGUGAAAAAUCAAAACCCCAGCCUUGAAAAAUAGCUUCUUGUCUUGAAUAAUUUAUACUUAAUAAUUUAGAAUUGUGAAAACUAUUUUGUUUACUAAACUUGAUUUUUGCAGGAGAAAAGAGUGGAGGAAGAAGGUUUUCAUAACCUUUAUGAGAAUAUUUUAACUGGGUAAAGGGGGAGAAAAGUGCAAAAGAGUGAAUGAGGAAAUAGUUGAGUUAAUGCCAUUUAUUUCUCCUAAGUGGGUCAUAGUGUGCAAUGUCAGAACUGGAUUAGUUAACAGCUGGUUACUUGGAAACUAGGAGCACCUCCAGGGGUGGAAGUGGGUAGCAGAGAAACUAAGGGAAGAUAUUAGAUAUUGGGGGUCAGUUUUGAAGAAUGGAGAAGCUGGGGAGUACUCUAGAACAGAGGUCCCAAUCACAGGGUUGUAACGCAACUCCUGCGUGAAGCCUGAACCAAAUUAAAGUGUAAUUGGAAAAUAUUUAACAAAGUCAAUAAAUACAAUAAAACACAGAUGAUGUGAAUGCAUGGUUUUCUAAGUCUAUCUGGCCCACAGGGAUCAUUAUGUCCAGUUUAAUGGCCCCUGUUUCUAUUUGAAUUUGACACCCCUGAUCUAGAGCUAUGCAUCCUGACCUAAGUGAUAAUCAUGAACCAGUCAAAUAAAUAAAAUUUCUACAGAGCCUACUGCAACCUCUUAGCAACUCAAAGGGCAGGGGCCCAUGAGCUAGGGUGGAAAAGAAGGCAGGGGAAAUGGAAACAGCUUUUUCAAGAUUAUAGAAUUUGGGAAACACGGUCCUUUUACAGUAAAUGUUUUGCCACAAAUCGUUAAUAAAUUCUGGUUAAAGAUGAGAUCCUAAAUAUCACUUAGGAUCACUUGCCACCUUUCCAUCCCCUCCUCCCCUGUGGAGCUCCUCCCCUUCCUUCAUAGCUGUUUACCAGAGAUGCCAAUAGGAGAGAAGAGGGCAAGCUGAGAGUAUGUAUGAGUAGGUGACUUUGAGGCUUCCAGCUUUCCUCCUGUUCCAGCUCCAGCAGAAUACAGCAUCUUUGCAUUUAUCUUAUCUCAGGCAGCAUCCUACCCUUGGCAACAGGAAGGGUGCUACCACAGGGGACCAAAUUUCUCAGGACAAGAACCAUGGGAGGGUGGAAGGUCCUCUCCCUGCCCUUGAAGAGGACCAGUGUCUUCUCCUUUGGCUAUGUUGUCAAUCCUGGCCCAAAUAAAGCUCUUUCCUGUAAGCUGGGCAGAAAGAUGGCUGUAUUUUGUGUGUUCUAAAGGGAGCAGAAGAAAAGCAAGAAGGGUGAGCCAAAAGUCACAAAGGGGUCUGAUGUUUUAAUAACUUUUAGAAAAUUAUUUUCAAAUAAUUUAUGCUAUUUGCGAGAUUUUACCCCUUUGUGACUUUUGGCCCAUGCUGAAUAUGUAGCCAGGAAGCUAAGCUAAGGACCCAGUUUGUAGUAAUGUUUGUUGAAUUUUUGUGGUGUCACUUUGAUUAGUGACUUACAGUGUGUGACUAGAAAUCAUCUGAG
This is a messenger RNA of Dromiciops gliroides (monito del monte), 3921 nucleotides long. It is a transcript of the gene DOLK, whose product is annotated as dolichol kinase. Gene Ontology annotation, cellular component: endoplasmic reticulum membrane. Gene Ontology annotation, molecular function: dolichol kinase activity. The coding region runs from base 469 to 2055 and encodes 528 amino acids. The transcript has a single exon. Gene Ontology annotation, biological process: dolichyl monophosphate biosynthetic process. The record is from RefSeq and is a predicted model, not a curated record. NCBI's taxonomy places the organism in Eukaryota, Metazoa, Chordata, Mammalia, Microbiotheria, Microbiotheriidae.